AUGGGAAAGAUCGCGUACUUCGACUGCUCCGCUGGCGCUGCGGGAGACAUGAUCCUGGCCAGCCUCAUUGACGCAGGUGCGCCGUUGGAUGCUAUCAAAGCCGGCUUACUGACCAUUCCGGCCAUUCGAGGUGAAUGGGACAUCUUGACUGAGCGUGUAUGGCGAGGCACCGGGUUGAUUGCUGCUACAAAGAUCCACGUGUCGUCUAUCUACGACCAUGAGUCACUGCCGGCACCUCAGCAUGGUGAGGCGGCAGCAAACGAUGCUCCCCAUGAGCAAUCCAAGCAAGUGUUCCAAGACCACGACGACCAAAUCCACCAACGUCAUCACCACGAUCACGACCAUCAUCAUGGUCACAGCCAUGACCAUUCACAUCACCACGACCUUGAGAACCAUUCCCACGGUCCCAACCAUGACGGCCACGUCGACCACGAACACCGAAACUACCGCACGAUCGCGGCUAUGAUUGAUGCAAGCGAGAUGUCGCCGUGGGUUAAGGAGAACAGCAAGCGAGUGUUUCACUGCUUGGGAGAGGCCGAAGCGUCUGUGCAUGGCACCACGAUGGAUAAGGUGCAUUUUCACGAAGUCGGUGCAAUCGACAGCCUCAUUGACACGAUUGGAUCCGUCCUGGCCCUCGAGCUGCUGCACAUUGACGAAGUACACUGCUCAUUCCUUCCGUUUUCCAAAGGCUUUGUGCGUUGCACGCAUGGAGUGAUGCCAGUCCCAGCCCCGGCAACGCUGCGGUUGUUUCACGGGAUUCCGAUGGGGCCCGCGCCCAAAGGUGCAGUGGGGGAACUCGUGACGCCGACGGGCGCCAGUCUCAUGAAGGCCCUGGCCCGAACCUUUGGCCAGCCACCUCCAUUUGUUCCCAUUGCUUUGGGCUCUGGGGCCGGGACCAAGGACUUUCCGAAUCACGCUAACAUUGUGCGCGUCGUGAUUGGGACUGCUGUGGACCCUAGCACGACGGUCGUCAACGCCAACUGGACACCCGUGCCUUCCCCCGAGCUCAUUGGAACCUCCGACACCACCAUUGAACACGUCAGCGUCUUGGAAACCAACGUGGACGAUAUGAAUCCACAGGUGUUUGGACAUGUACAAGAGCGGCUACUGCAAAAGGGGGCGCUCGACGUGUGGGUUCAACCGAUUCAGAUGAAAAAGAACCGACCGGCUACCUUGAUGAGUGUGCUGUGCCACCACCACCAGGUUGGAGACUUGUCCACCAUUCUCUUCGAAGAGACAACGACACUUGGUAUCCGUCGACAAACCAUGGAGCGCAUAACGCUUCGCCGUGAAAGGAUCGACGUGGCCUCGCAGUAUGGCACUGCGUCCGUGAAGAUUGCAUAUCUGAAUGAACGCGUUGUGAACGUCCAGCCCGAGUACGAAGACUGUAGAGCGUUGUCGCUGGCUACCCAAACACCCCUCAAGACAGUCUUGGCUACGAUCAGUUCGCUAGCUAUGGAGAAAGCGGGGUCGAAGUCAAAGGUAGCUGCCCGAGACCAGCCGUAGCCGGCCACAUGUGUGCUCUCGGUCAUGAGGUCGAUGGUGGCAGUGUCUGGGCUGUGAGUGGAAUGCACGAUUUGCUUGAGACACCACAAUCCGGAUAGAUUGUAAUGACGUUAUUCAAUUGGCCAGCAAGACAGGCUGUACGGAUA
Messenger RNA from Aphanomyces invadans, 1652 nucleotides. RefSeq lists its product as hypothetical. The record is from RefSeq and is a predicted model, not a curated record. NCBI's taxonomy places the organism in Eukaryota, Oomycota, Saprolegniomycetes, Saprolegniales, Verrucalvaceae. The transcript has 12 exons. Bases 1 to 1506 code for a protein of 501 amino acids.